AUGAUUGGGAUCUCGUCCGCAAGGACCCGGCACCCCCGGCCCGACCGCGGAGGUGAGAGCAGCGCGCGACCGAGGCCUCGCUGUCCGGGGAGCUCGGGGUCCCCUGAAAACCCCCGGCCUCAGCAGCCCCAGGCCCGGGGGGCGCGGAGCCGAGCCUCUCCCGCCGGCCUCCCCAGGGUCCGCGCUCCCCGGCGUGCGGCCAGCGGCUCGGGUUUCUCCGCGCGGCCCCGCCCCCUCUGGUGGGGGUGGGGCGGCCGGGGGUGGGGGACGGCGACCCGCGAGGGUCCCUCCUCGCCCGCGCGAGCCCGGGGGACGCUGUCCGCGAGGGUUGUGCUGGGCUUCGCCUCCCCGCGCAAGGGCUUUCGGCGACGGCGCCCCUCUGCUGAGGAAUGUGUAUUUGAGUGCACCCGGAAGAAGAACAAAUCUUCCAAGCAAACUCCCUUUCUGGAAUCCGCCCAGAGCACUGCAGGCCCCGCCUGCCCCGCGCACAUGCCCGCCCCUUCAGACUUCGACCCAAUCAGGAGGCGACGGCGGAGAAAACAGACACUGCCAUUGGGCGGCGCGGGAGUCGGGGCCGCCCCCGGCGUGCGACGGGCGCCGGGACUCGCGGGCCAUCGCUGCGCGGGGUCGGGAAGGCCGGGUCCAGGCCGCGGGCACAGGGACCUCGCCGCUUCAGCAGCUGGAUUUCCAAGAGCUCUCGCCGAGCGCUGGUCUCCAGGGCGCCGUUCGGACUCCGAACGAGAACCUGCCGUUCUGCUGAAACUUAGGGCCGAGCCUCGGGGCAGAAGAAGAGCUGAGGCGGCGGCGGGGAGCCUCGAGGCGCGGAGGCGGAGCAGCGCGGCGGAGGCGGCGGCCCUCGCUGC
Molecule: messenger RNA, 863 nt
Organism: Chinchilla lanigera (long-tailed chinchilla)
Lineage: Eukaryota; Metazoa; Chordata; Mammalia; Rodentia; Chinchillidae
Product: translation initiation factor IF-2-like
Source: RefSeq, a predicted model, not a curated record